GUGUCCAAGUUGUAACAGACUUAGAGAACAAUGUAAAUAUACACAUCAGGUUUGGAACACGGUCCUUCCAAUACCAGGACAGAGAGUACAGAACUGGAGAUGUCUUAACUACUCAUUUGAGGGAGGGCGAGGCCUUCACUUUAUCGUUUUGUGAUAAUAAUGAGGUAUCACAUCGCUUAGCUGACUUGGCAGGGUCUAGGAUCGAAUGUACAGCUCCCUGUGGCCUCAUCUCAGGCAACUGUCUAUCAGGAUCGAUGCUUGUACGCGAGUGUGGGACGUUCGCUUUCAUACCUGAAGCAACACGGACGGGGGACGUCUUGGCAGAGAUGAUAAUGCCGCUUGAAACAUUCGGGAAAGAGUUUAUCUCGAUCUAUACCAUUGGAAGGGAGAGUCAAGGCGACGUGGAGGUCUACUCCUCCGAGCCCGACACUGUCGUCACUUCUAUAUCACCCUCGGGGAGACAAGUGGAGUCCAGGAUACAGGAGAGUUGGACCAGGAAAACACUCUUUAUGGCAGGCGCUUACUACUUCUACAGCACUAAGCCGAUUUACGCCAUGUACUACAUGGACACGGCCUGUCAAACAUCUGACCGACAGAGGACCUUGGAGGUGGGGGACCCAGCCAUGUGUAACAUCAUCCCCAUUAAUCUCUUUUAUGAUGGCUACGUAUGGAGCACACCGUUUUCUGAUCGUGUGGCCCCAGUGAACUACGUGUGUUUGAUUGUCAAGACACGCGACAAAGAGCAUCUAAGGAUGGAUGAUCUCGAAGUACCUGCAACGAUGCAGUGGGUGACAGUGAAUGGAGCCCCUUAUGAGCUCGGCAACGUGCAAGUGGCACCAGGCACACACAACGUGUAUGGCGUCAGGACAAUCAACUUCGGCUGCUACAUCUACGGCCUAGCCAUGUUCUACAGCUACAUGAACCCUGCUGGGUUUAUAGCGGCGACCAUCAACGCGCAAUGUACUCCAGCUUACAAUAAGAACGAUCCUGGAGACCUUAUAGACAACGACUGUGACCAAAGAAUUGACGAGGAGAUCAAAGAUGGCAUAGACAAUGAUAACGACAACAGAAUAGACGAAGAUCUGGCUAACCCGCCCAGAGCAAACGGAGCUUGGAGUGAAUGGCAGGAAUGGGCAUGUAUUCUUGCAUGUCACGUGUUCAGGGAUACGAGGCUCAGACUAUGCGACAACCCAGCUCCCGCCAACAACGGCAGAGACUGUGAAGGCAACCCAGUUGAAUACAGAGACAGCGAUUGUGGUCGUAACGUCAUCUGCCCUACAGAUUGCCCUGAGGGGCAGUGGGAUUUCAACUGCGUCAAGCGGUGUGAACAUUGUGAGGAGGACUGCAACAAAUUUCUGGGGAACUGUACCAGUUGUAAGCCAGGCUUCAUCAACCCGGAACAUUCCUGCGACACAGUGUGUCCCCCAUUUACAUAUGGCAAAAACUGUGAGGGAAAUUGUAUGGAGAAAUGUGAGGCUGAAUGUCUGGAUAAAGUCAAUGGAAACUGUCCACCCAAAACCAACAAUUAUUUGCAUUUACUGUGGUUUACACUGCUUAUUCCUUGUGUUUGCCUGCUGCUUUAUUAUAUUAGACGCCGACGGUCCAAGGCUGCAGAGGCAGCCGAAGAUGGUCCAGGAGCUGGAGCAGCAGGGAGCAGAGCCGGGUCGUCUGCUGGAGAGAGCAAGGCUACAGGAUCUGUGGCAGAUACUGGAACCACGUCAUCGAUUGGUGAAUCUACGGUUUAAGUUACGUCAUACAAAUACGUCAUAGUUUGGUGAAUCUACGGUCUAAGUUACGCCAUACAAUCACGUCCUGAGAUCUUAUGUCGGUUAUUUCUUGCUAGCACAUCCCAUGAUCAAAAGUAUGUUUUUAAUUGCUAAUUGUUUUGUUUCA
Molecule: messenger RNA, 1893 nt
Organism: Physella acuta
Lineage: Eukaryota; Metazoa; Mollusca; Gastropoda; Physidae
Source: RefSeq, a predicted model, not a curated record